GUUUUGCCCUUGAAGGUUGGUAGAAAGAUUUAUCAGGUUGCAAGUUGUAGGGUUGGUCGCGCUGUAACGCUCCGUUAAUAAUGUGAUAAAAUGGUGACAAUUAUUAAUACAGAGUAACGAUCGCCGGCGAACUUCUGAUGUCAGAACCUCAAGAACAUACCAAUCUCGAUUUUUUUAACCUGAACUUAGGCUCAUGGAAUAAUGGUUCUGGUAUGGAACUAGUCGAUAAUGAUAUUUGGCCUCCCGAUUCGGACUCUUACCUUGCUCAUACCAAACUGGGCAACAUGGCUCUUCCUGCCCCAAAACAACCCGAAAAACUAACUGUCGACUCUAAACCGGACCCUGCAAUUACUUGGUCUAAUAAUCCUUUGAGGCUCUCUAACAAAAUGUCCAUUUGGUCGAGUGAUAUGCAAGUAUCAGAAGUAAAGUCAUCAGGUAAUCACAACCAACAUUGGGGAAGUUCAACUAAACAGAGUGUUUCACUUGUCUAUGAUGAUGUCUGGGACUCAUCUCACGACCCUGUGUUUCAAGUGUCAAGGGUUACUAGUGAUACUGAUCCUUGGAAGCUUAGUCCAACACAUUGUAUUGGUUCCCUCACAAAUGCGCCCAUUACUAUUGCGGAUCCGGGUGUCUUGGCUGGUACAUCCAGGUCUUCCGACAUACCUCAUGAUAGUCCCGCUAAUAGCCUUCCUUAUGUUACUGCGAUGCUUUCUGGUCUGAAUCUUACUCCUAGGAAUCCCGACGAACCAACGUCCGAUGUCAAGUCGUCCAUUGUCUGUGCUAACAUGAAUGAUGUUGCGUUCUCAGCAGAACAACUCUGUGACAGACUAAUCAAUACAAACGAGGGUUGGGGGCGACGACCAAUUGAUCAAGCAACACCUUGGGAGCCAUUAGAUCCAAAGUUGGGUGAUCAAGUGAAUCGCAGUGGCAUAACUACACCUACCCCAGGAGCUUGUCCUUCUGGGUUUGUAAGUGGAAGUCUUAGGAUAUCUCAUACCCACUCAGCUGAUUCUAACGUUUGGGCAAGUGGACCGCCAACAGGAACAGGAAUAUGGGAAAUGCACUAUGAAAGUUUAAGUGGACGCUCGGCUGCAUGGCAGGAAGAAUCACAAUCCUCGACUUACCGUGAUGCUUCGUCUGUUACCCAUAUUAGUCCUAGUACUUUAAUAAACUGUAACAUGAACGCCAAUUCUCGAGGUGCAACACCAAUGCCACUUAACAACCGUCGAGACUGGGAAGAUAAUGAAAAUAGAUUAUCCAAAAACUGGAGUCUCGGCCACUCUGAAUCUUCAGACCACAGCAGCUUAUUAUGGAACUCGGUGUGUGUGACUGAUAGUGAAGAUAGUGUUAGUGGGGAUAUCAUCCAUAGACGUCCACUAGUAACAGUUGGUUCCAGUCAGGAAACUUUUCGGAAUAGUGGAAAUGUUCAACAAUCCAAUGGUCGUCCUGUACUUGGUAGUACUCGCCCUAUUGUCCCGACACACAAUCCACCAGACGAGUUCUCGUGGGAUCCUGAUCCGAAUUUUUGGAGGUCCGGUGUCAAUCCGAACGGAAUUGUUUCAUGGGACACGUCACCCAAUAGCGUGGUCAGCACCACUUGGGGGACUCUUGGUACUUCCAGCUUAAUAAGUUCUGCACAAACUCACUUCCCACCUGUUUCAGAUGAUCUUAGGCAUCAACAGAACUUCAUGAGUACUAACUCACUUCCUCAGGGAUCUGAACGAUUACUAAUUCACCCAUACAGUAAUACCUAUCGCGCAGAUCUGGUCAAAUACUUAAUGAGCCAAGGAUUUAAAAGAGAAGAUGCACAUGCUGCGUUAAUUGCCUCCAAUAUGGAACCAGAUAAAGCUAUAGUCGAAUUACGGGAGCGUUACAGCACCAAUAAGGCUAUUAAUGCCAUGACACAGCCUCCAGAGCUUAAUCGUAAUUAUGGAGCUGAUAGCAUUCUGCACGUUGUAACAAGAAACGGACCCAUGUACCAGCUGUCUAAUCAUACGUCUUUAUCACAGUUCGCACCUUCUGGAAAUAACUCUUCGGUGUCUGCACAAAAUCAUCGUCUGAAGCAGUCAGGGUUGUGCGUGUCUACGCAAAGUAAUACAACUCAACUUUUAUCUAUGCAACCAAUCCCUAACUCUCAAUUCAUGCGACAGCAGAUUACACAACAGGUUCGAUCGGCCUUAAACCUUUCCAUUCCAAGUCCGUUAGGUGUACAGACGAAUGGGAGUGCCACAAUGGGAACCUGUGGUGGUUCGCUUUUGGGAAAGCCUCCAUCUCUUUCCUUAUCAAACGUUAAUUCCAACAUUCAAACUGCAUCGUCUACUAAUCCACAUUCAAGCACUAGCCUACUAACUACUACUAGUUUAUGUCCUAUAAAAAAUAAUCGUACAUCGACUGGACCAGCGUCUUUAAACCAAAACUCAGCGAAAAGGUCGCCUCGUCAAAUUUCGAUCAUAAACUCCAUGAUUGAAUUGCAGAAAAAACAUCAGAGUAUUCAACACCAAUUAAAUAUGUAUCAUAAUAACCCUGCCCUUCGUUCACAACCUCAGUACGCGGACGUAUUUGUUGAACUCCAAGGUCAAAUGCAACAAAUUGAAACUCAGUUACACGGAAAGCGAGCACAGCUUAACAUAACUCGUGCUCAAGAUUCUGUAACACAAUCUGUAAAGAACCCUUUAAUACCAACAAAUGGUACCGAUAUUUCUGAUAACUCGUUUCCUGCUAUUGGAACAUGGAUAUCUCCUUCACCACAAUGUGGCGAAAACUUUGAUAAAAACGUCAUGGAUGGAUCAGCUUCUAAGUUGAACAACUUCACGCGCACUCCUUCUUGCAAAAUAUCUGGUAGUUGGUCUCCUACCUGGUCUUCAUCUGUUAUAAAUCCAUCCUGUCCAAAUAUUCGAUCCAUUCAUAAUCAAUGGCAACUAAUACAUAAUCAGCAACGAUGUGCUUUAGAGAGUAACUUAAAGUUUCCGGUGUCAAAAAAUAAUCCUUCGAGUACCCUAUCUAUUGAAGCUCAAGGUCAGUGGCUACUAGUGCAACCACUCUUAGGAUGGAACGGUACAAACAUUCACAGCCUGCAAAACAUUUUAUCAAAUCAUUUUAAACUUACUAGUUUUCAUGUUUUGAAUCCAAGCAGCUGUAGUGUACUUAUAAGGCUUCAAAAUAUAGAGGACUCACUGCAGUUAGUGAAGUUUUUUGGCGACCGUUUAUCUGUAGAACCGUUGUCUGAUCACGAUGCUCGCGUUCAUUUGCAACAGCUAGUAUGUUUCGUGUCAGUUUUUCGUUUUAAAUUAUUUUGUAAAGUUCUGCUCUUUACCCUGAUUUUCUUGAUGACCUUCAAGAUGUUUUAAAUAAACAACUUUUAGCAUUCUGCUUAGCAGAUAACUUAGUACGUCUGAGUUAACUUAAGAUUAUAUCUGUAGAACCUCACUACAACAUUAAUUAUAAUAACUACGAUUUUUGUUCCAAACAGCUGUAAAAACAACAAUAGGUAGUCAACUUGAAUUUUCGCCUCAUUUAAUCCUGUUUUUGUUGUUUACACAGGCUCUAUACAAGCGCAUAUUUGUUCUCAAUAAGUACCAUGUGUAACCUUCAUCUGAUAACCCGUGAUAGAUUGUUGAAAUACUUCCCACAGCUUUUCAUUUGUUUUCUAUUCGUAUUUUUCGUCUGGAGUAUCCAUUUUUGUACGAUUUUAUGUUUUUCACUAGAAUAAUCUUCCCUAAAAAUAUCUUCAGUUUUCAGAUAAUGUCUUAUUCAAAGGUAAAAGUAAUUUUCGGUAUCCAUUUUUCUCAGGUAUCAUACUCUAUGUGGAAAGCCUAGUGUAAUCUCAAAAUAAUCUUCUGUAUGUAUUUCAUUUAUAUAGCAUUUGUGACCAUGUGGACUACAUGAUGUUUCCCAACUUUUUUAAUUUUUAUUUUAGUCUUUGAACGCUUGUGGAGAUGGCCUAAUAUCCAAUCACUUUAAUACGUCAUCUGAUAUACAUGCCACACCACCUAGUUUGAAUAGCAAUGGACAGUUUUACUCCCCCCUGAAUUCAAAUAACAAAAAGCCUAAUCCUCAUAUAGCUCGUUUUGGAAUAACUGUAUGUGGAAGCAAGUAAAGAUUUAUAUUUGUGAGAAAGAUGGUCGUCUCAUGGAAUCUCUUUUAUUCUCUGAAUAUCUUAGAGAAGUCUUCCAAUCUCAACGCUUUCGCGUUCAGAUUCACGUCUCUGAAGCGCAGCCAAUCUGUCAGUAUAAAAGUUAAUGACUAACUUAAGUUAUGCUCAAGUUUUGCCAGUAUGUAUUACUCUUUGAAUACCCCUAUUUAGUUCAUCGUUUGCUGUGCCUAAGAACAUUCUGUGAUCCAAUAUUAUUACAAUCAUACGUUUUGAAUUUACAAAAUUAUAUGCGGAUCAAAACUAGUCAGAAUUGCCUUGUAAAUUAUAAACAUCCUCUUUAUCCAUAUUUUCCCCAUCUGAUAUAUAUAUAUAUACCUCAUUGCCUUUCAAUCAUCAUUAAUUCUGUGUUUGUGAAUGUAUCCUGACUGUUUGUCUGUUGAAUGUUGCAGUUUCGUUUUUAAACCGUUCAGUUUUAGUAGUCUUUCAUUUGUGUGCUUUUUGGACAGCCUCUAUGAUCUGUAAAUCGUUUCAUUAUUUAUCUUUUUGUAAAGUGACUUCUAGUAUCGCUAAUGAUUCAGUCUGUUUCUGGUUUAUAAGUCAAGUGUUUCCCUCGUCCAUUUUGAAUAGUAUCUAGUUUGUCCUAAAUAUUAUAUGGUUGAUAUACCUAUAAUUAAUUUGUACUCUUUUGAUUUCCCUCUAUAUGUAGUACAUUUUGUGUGUUUUCAGUGAGCUAAUCAAAGCUAAACUGAGGAUGUAUUUUUUCAUCUUAGUACAACAUAGACCAUGUCCAUUGAUAGCCCCUAACUGUGAUGUAUUUAAUUAUGCUCAUUGUUCUAAUUUCCUCAUCAUUUCUCUCGUCUUUAAAAUGCAAAAAAUAUUUGGUCUUCAACUCUAAAUACACUGUCUUAACUGUAGACCGGUGCAAUAUGUUUCUUGUCCCUCAAAUUGUGCUCUGAACAUUACUUACCUACCUCUUAAUAGCAGUAAAUUCGUUUGACAAGCUUAUAGUCCAUGCACCGUGUGUAUGAUCAGUAAUACUUUUUUUCUUUUGACGACAAUAAGUGUGCAUCCUAUAUUAUCAAAUUAUCGCUUAAUAAUUAUAAUAAAAGAACUAUAACCUACUCUGUCAUCAGAAAUGUUUAAUUUUUGCAGAUCCAGCCGAAAUUACACAAAUCCAUUAUCAUGAAUAACUUAUAUUAGUGUCUUUGAUAUAUAUAUAUAUAUAUUCCAGUCAAAUGGUCAUCCGUUAUGUAGUUUGCUUGUAAUUGUUGCAUCCAGUUUUUUUCUCUGCACAAUGGUCAAUCUAAAAAUCAAACUAUGCUUUUCUGCUUCUCUUCAGUAUGUAUGAAUAUAUACUUAUUCCGUUUUAUUUAAUUAUUUUGAACUCUGAAUAAUUCUGGCUGUUUAUCACAAACCAUUCUGAGUUAGUCUUUCUAAUUCUCGUGUCUUGUUGUUAAUGAUUGCAUUUUCCUUUAAUAAUUCUAGAUAUAACUAUACUUUUCUGGUUACCUUUCUGUAUAUUCUGUCUGAAUUGUUUUUACGCAGUCGAUUUUGUUAUCACAACGACUAAGUUCUUUAAUUUAUCAUGUCAUGUGCUCUGUUUUUCUUUGCUAAAUAACUCAUUCCGGUGCAAAGCUAUAUUAUGUUGCCAAACUUAUUUAAAUCGCAUAGUCUCUGUAUUUUCCCUUGUUUUUUAAUUUCUGCCACAUCUUGAAAAUAUCUUCAUUUUUUUAACUUAGUGGAUUGCGAAAUUAUUCUGCCUACUUAUUACCUUUUACUCUAACCUGUGAUCAGAUCCAUGUGUUGUAGCUACUGCGCACCUAUCUCACGUAUUUUGAUGUAUUAUUUUUCAUUCCAUUUAUGGGCCAUUGUUUUUCUUUUAUCGUUAUGUUCGUGUCUUAAAUGUUAACUGAUCUACAUUUCCAGGGAUCCAUUUUGUGAUGCUUUUCGUGCCUGUGCUAACUGACUAGUUAGCAUUAUUCAUAUCACAUGUGCUUCCACUCAAUUCUGUUUACAGCUGCAAAACAAUGUAGGAAGUGGACUCACAUAAAAUAAUUGAAAGCACCAUAUUUUAUUCAAAACUUCUUUGGUUGUGUUCAACAUAGUCCCAUAUUUCUCCACAUAUCCUGGGUGCUCACAGAUCCGUGUAAACUUUCAUACUUCAGAAAUCAUUGUGCUCUGUUUUGCAACCUCUUGAUUCAAUGUAUUGAAUCCAAUAGGUCGUCCAGUUUCAUUUUCAAAUCCUAAUUUUGUUGGGACUCAGCAUUCUUUUUUUCUGUGUCCAGUAUUGAAUUUGCAGUCUUGUUAAGCAUAAUCAUGAAUUUGAAAAAAUUACCGGAUUUUAUUUUAUGAUAGAUUUGCCGUUCCUUCACUUUAUGUUCAUUGAUUAUUUCUGUCAUUCUCAUACCCUAUCACCUACUCUUCUCAUCACCCUUGCUGUGCUGAUACUAAUUAUUAUCUAGUAAAGCAUUAUGGUCUCU
Messenger RNA from Schistosoma guineensis, 6573 nucleotides. The record is from the annotation of a GenBank genome assembly. NCBI's taxonomy places the organism in Eukaryota, Metazoa, Platyhelminthes, Trematoda, Strigeidida, Schistosomatidae.